This is a messenger RNA of Humulus lupulus (European hop), 2601 nucleotides long. RefSeq names its product cysteine-rich receptor-like protein kinase 3. The transcript has 7 exons. Bases 230 to 2173 code for a protein of 647 amino acids. Lineage: Eukaryota; Viridiplantae; Streptophyta; Magnoliopsida; Rosales; Cannabaceae. Gene Ontology annotation, biological process: protein phosphorylation. Gene Ontology annotation, molecular function: ATP binding; protein kinase activity. The record is from RefSeq and is a predicted model, not a curated record.
UGUCAUUAACUUCGCCACCCAUAAGAACUUAGUCUGGACCCUACCUUCCCAGAUUACGCGUUUACCCAUUUCAACCUUGAAAUCAACUUCGAUCAAGAGAUGUUCAUGAAGUUUCAUCAUCUUUAUUCACUUCGGGAUAAACUUGCAUAUAUCAUCCAUUUCCAGAACAUCCCACUGAACACAAACCAUCUUUGUUGAAGAAAAAGACCCAACUCUAUUAUAGUUUUCAAUGUCUUUUGCACUAUUUUUCCUUCUCUUUCUAAGUUUAUUACCAGACUCUGUUCUUUCUGAUCCUCGAGCUACCGAAGCAGCUCUAGUAUGUACCCCUAAUAACACUGCCUCAAUGGACCAACGAAGACCCUUUAUCACAAACUUCUUAGCGACCUUGGACGCUUUGAGCCCAUUGAUUGCUCGACAAAAAUACGCAGCUGUGAUUAAUGGGACUGGUAAUACCACGGUUUACACUUUUGGGGAGUGCAUGAAAGACCUUUCUCAGGACGAUUGUAAUCUCUGCUUUGCUCAGUGUAAGACCCAGAUCUUAAGGUGCUUACCCUUCCAAAGGGCCGUUCGUGGGGGUCGACUUUUCUAUGAUGGGUGUUAUCUAAGGUACGAUUCUUACAAUUUCUUCAAUGAAAGUUUAAGUAGGCAAGAUAGAACAGUUUGUUCUACCGGUGAUUUUAGUGGGAACCGGACGAUGUUUAGAGCUAAUGUUUUGAAGUUGGUGAGGAAUUUGAGCGUUGAAGCACCAAACAAUGAUGGGUAUUUUGUGGGGUCAAUGACUCGGGGGAAUACAAGUGUUUAUGGUUUGGCUCAGUGUUGGGAGUUUGUGACUGGAGCUGCUUGUGAAAAAUGUUUGGCUAGUUCUGUCCAAAACGUUAGUUCUUGUGCUCCCAAAGAAGAAGGGAGGAUCCUGAAUGCUGGCUGUUACUUAAGAUAUUCAACAAAAAAGUUCUAUGACAAUUCAACUAGUGCUUCAGGACAAGGAAAUGGUGGGAACCGCCCCUUGGCUGUUAUCUUGGCUGCAACAUCUGCUGGUUUGGCUCUUCUCUUCACUAUUGCCGCAGUGAUUUUCUUCUUAAGAAAAAGAGUACUGAGAAAGAGGCGAGAGAAGAAGCAACUAGGUGCUCUUUUGGACACUGUGAACAAGUCCAAACUGAAUAUUUCGUAUGAAGUUCUUGAAAAGGCCACCAAUUACUUUCAUGCCUCCAACAAGCUUGGACAAGGAGGAUCUGGUUCAGUUUAUAAGGGUGUUCUAACAGAUGGCAAGGUUGUUGCGGUAAAAAGGCUUUUCUUCAAUACAAGACAAUGGGUGGAUCAUUUCUUUAACGAAGUGAAUUUGAUAAGCGGAAUUCGACACAAAAAUCUUGUUGAGCUGUUGGGAUGCAGCAUUACAGGCCCUGAAAGCCUUCUUGUUUAUGAAUACGUACCAAAUCAAAGCCUUCAUGAUAACUUAUUUGGCGCUCUAAAGAAUGUUCGGCAACUAAGCUGGGAGUCAAGGUAUAAGAUCAUAUUGGGCAUAGCUGAGGGCCUGACCUAUCUUCAUGAAGAAUCAAACUUGAGAAUCAUUCACCGAGAUAUAAAACUAAGCAACAUUAUGCUUGAUGACGAUUUGACACCGAAAAUAGCUGACUUUGGAUUAGCUAGAUUAUUUCCAGAAGAUAAAACUCACAUUAGCACUGCCAUUGCUGGCACACUUGGUUACAUGGCUCCGGAGUACAUUGUUCGUGGCAAGUUGUCUGAGAAGGCAGAUGUUUAUAGUUUUGGAAUUCUGGUCAUUGAAGUAGUAUGUGGAAGAAGGAACAAUUCUUUUAAUCAAAACUCAAACUCUAUUCUACAGAUGGUUUGGAGCCAUUAUGGAACUGGCACACUAAGUGAAGUAGUUGAUCCAAGCCUAGGAGGCAAUUUUGAAGCUGAAGAGGCGUCUCGGUUACUCCAAAUCGGGCUACUUAGUGUACAAGCCUCUGCUGAGCUGCGACCAUCAAUGUCAGCUGUUGUGAAUCUUCUGACCGAAAAUCAUGAGAUUCCGCAGCCAACGCAACCGCCUUUUCUAAAUUCUGGUUCCACAGAGAUUGUCAGAAGCAUCCCUUCUAAUGAAGGCUACUCUUCUAAGCAUGAGUCUAACACACAGUCCUCAGGGAACAACAUGACAGAAAGCUGGGUUGAACCAAGAUGAGAUGAACAUUUUCUUUUCUUUGUGAAUCAGUUUGUAUAUUACUUCCACAUUCUAAACACACACGGCUCCAUUAUCAUUCACCAGAACUGAAGAUUUAGAUUUGAGCUUUAGCUUUGUAAAUAUUUUGAUUCUUCCUGAGUUCAUCUAAAUGAAAUGCCAUUUGAAGGUAAGCUGAUUCAAGCAACGUCACUAGUAGUUAAAAAGAGUCCCUAGCUAUCUCGCCAUGCAGCAUUUAUCAGAGUUUUGCCCAUAUUUUUUAGCCUGUAAAUUACUUGUAAAGAAGUACUCUUUUGGUAAAGAUUUGAGAAUAUGCUAAUAGUUAGUAUCAUUUUUAUUAUAAUGAAAAUGAGUGGUAUUAUUUAGAGUAAAUGCUGAAUUUAAAUGACAAAAUGGUGUGUCCUUCGUACCAAGUUUUCAUAAUGGUGUUA